Messenger RNA from Botrytis byssoidea, 1434 nucleotides. RefSeq lists its product as uncharacterized. Gene Ontology annotation, cellular component: mitochondrion; mitochondrial inner membrane. The record is from RefSeq and is a predicted model, not a curated record. The transcript has 2 exons. Bases 220 to 1035 code for a protein of 271 amino acids. Gene Ontology annotation, biological process: protein insertion into mitochondrial inner membrane from matrix. Lineage: Eukaryota; Fungi; Ascomycota; Leotiomycetes; Helotiales; Sclerotiniaceae.
CGAGCAAGCAAGGCCAUCCAAUUUCAUGUCUUGUUCAGCCUCGUCGAUCUGUCUUCCCAAGACGCACAGCCACAUUCAGCCACCAAGGCUAUCGGAAUAUUCUCUUGUUAUCAAAAAAGUUACAGCGUUUUGACGGAAUGAGGGGUGCAAUCUUUACGAGAAACCUCCCACGCAGCUUUCUGCUUUUUGUCUCUCCCCCUUCGAAUUGAUACGGCUUCGAUGGCUCAAGUUCUCCGCAGACAUGUCUUCCCUACCCCUCGGAGUCCUUUCUCCCUCUCCAAUCCUCGAUAUUUCUCCAUCAUAACCCCCCGACAAGCAUCUCCCGCCAAUCCUGCACAACAUCCCGAUCGUAGAAUGCGCAUGCAAGCUAUGGGGGGGACGCGAAUGGCAACCGACGUUGGCCUUCUACCUAAUACCUUUAUAGCAGCUAGCAGCCCUUCCCUGUUCAGACACCCCAAAGGACUUUUGAGGUUCCAAUGGAAGAGAUUCAAGACCCGAUUCUGGGACACCGUCGCCACCGUUGCAUUUAAAUGGAUGUCUCCCAAAACCGGGCGUGUACGAAGAAAGGUCCAACUGAAGCGCGGUUCGAUAGUCCCCGCAGCCGAAGCUCUGUACAGGGAAAUGUACCAAAAUUUCGCUGCUGGAGACAUCGGACGCUUGCGCAGAAUGUGCGCCGAUGGACUUUUCGAGAGUUUUGCCCAGCGCAUAGCUUCGAGGCCUCGGGGGCAAAAGGUCACAUGGAACCUUGUAAAGAUGAACCGAAGACCUAAGAUAAUGUCGACCAAAGCCGUCAUGAUACCCGGAGGCGAUGGCAAUGUGAUACGACAAGCAGUGGUUAGGGUUUCAAGUAGACAAAAGAUGACAUUGAAGGAUAAUAGAGGAAAAGAGCUGCCGGGAAGCAGUGAGAAGGAUAUCGUAGAGUAUGUGGUUGUGCAGAAGAUUUAUAGAAACUGGCAAGAUCCAGAAUGGCAGGUCUGGGGUACAACGAGGGGGACUACAUUGAAGGAUCUAGAUGAGUGGGAGAAGAUGGCCUAGGAGUGAUGGAUGGCGAUUUGGAGCUGUACAAUAUGCAUCUGUCUCAGUGUAAAAUAUUGGUGGGGUUAGCUACUUGUAUUGUACAUAAAUCCCCCCUUUCAGAGUUCUCAAAAGCGACUGGAACACCUGAAAUCUCACUCGGGGUGAGUGAGUAUGACAUAUCAUGGCUCCCCGCUGAGGUCACUUGGAGGGACGUAAAAGUUACCUGGAGCUAAGCGUAUCGCUCUUAUAAAAGAAGCUGUCACGAGGAACUCGAGUACAAUUAGGACAGCAGUUCUCUAUAGAAAUAAGGCGCAGACAGCUGUGAGUCCGGGACGGAUGCGAAAUUACUCUAGUAACAGCAGAGAUCUAUCCAGUGGUUUCUAUCUCCCAGGAUGAACGCUUCAUAAUUUUCUCCGC